UUCACAUUUAUGUUACACCAUUUGUUGAAUUUGUGUGUGUAUAAACAGGCAGUCCCAUACACAGCUGGCACGCACCACGCAUAUACGCAGUAAAUCGUAGAUGUAAAGGUAUGAACGCCUACGUACAGUGCAAAACAACAGCACAUAGAAAUAGAACAAACUGGCAUAUAUUCACUGAUUGUGAUUAUGAAAACCAGCGUAUCCCCAAUGAGAUUUUUUUAUUUAUCCUUAUUUUUAUCAUUGUUAUUUCUAUUUUUUUUUUUUUUUUUUUUUUUUUUGAUCGCGUUACAUAUCUUUACGUUCUUUCACACACAUGCAUUUAUUUCCCCAGUUUAGAAUAAUCGGUUAUUAGGACUCGCAGCGAUUCCCAAAAGAAAUAGGAAAUGAGCAACGUCGGCUUCCUACGGAGAAGGCAUCCGCUGCCGACCGAAUCAGUAUCGUGUGUGCUGUGGUCGGGAGAAGGUGUGCGUUGCUCGCGGUCCGGCGGUCGUAGCUGGGGCAGCUUGUUGUUAAUUGCGUAUCAGUGAAAUUCCAAAACUGACUCUCAGAGAAAGGACACACAUCCGCUGUGACAUUUUCAAGGCAAGAAGGACCAAACAACAGACCAAAAAAAAUAGAUACGUAAAUAAACUAUAACAAAACGAUUGGCGACGAAGAGUCCACUGGACAUGGCGACGGCGUGAAGGGACAGUAACGCCAACAAACCUCAGUAACAGGGACACGAGAAGCCUCCUCCAGCAGCAGCGUCGGGUCUUGCGUUGUAGAGCUCUCCUCCUCCACCUAAGCUGCCGCCACUGGAGAGGGGGAAGUCCGCCCUGAAGAGGCUGCCUCUCGCUGGCUCUCGCGCUUUCCCGCUGUCUCUCGCGGACGACAAACACUCGACGCUCUGAUCCUCGGCCGCGGGAGGAGGUCGCGAAGGGAUGACGAUGGAGAAGGCGGUCCUCGUUGUCGUCUUGACGCUCAUGGUGCUGGCGCCGCAAGGACUCUCCAAGGGCUACGUUGAAUACGAGGAGGACUACUACUACGAGGCGGAGGGCGGGGACUACGAGCCGCCGACGUUCACGGCGCGCCCGCAGGCCUUCACGGUCGAGGUGGGCCAGUCGGUCAUCAUCCCCUGCGACGUCGACAACAUGGGCUCGUUCAAGCUCCUGAUCAAGAAGGUCCCGGCCAACGGCGGCGCCGAGAAGCUGUUGUUCGCCGGCCGCGAGAAGAUCACCCGCGACCGGCGCUUCAGCAUGGACGGCUCGCGCGUCACCAUCUCGAACGCGCGCCCCAAGGACGCCGGGACCUACUACUGCAUGUUCGGCCUGCAGCCGCCCGUCGUCCUGCGCCACACCAUCGACGUGCAGUACGCGCCCACCGUGCGGGCCAUGGGGCGCCCCGAGCAGCACAUCCCGCGCGGCGACAGCGUGACCCUCGAGUGCCAGGCGGAGGGCAACCCCGAGCCCAUCAUCCGCUGGUCGCGCCAGGAGGGGCCGCUGCCCUCGGGCAAGCGCAGCGAGGAGGCUCAGAGUCUGACCCUGGAGGGCGUCGACCGCCACGUCGAGGGCACGUACCUGUGCACGGCCGACAACGGGAUCGGUGAGGCUGCGGUGGCGGCCAUGAGCAUCAUCGUCGAGUACCCGCCGGAGAUCACCACCGAGAAGGCAAGGAUUUUUGUCAUUGUUUUGGAGGCUGUGGAAUUCCCUGUCCGUCUGCCCGAUUCGGCCAUCGUGCGCACCGGCGAGGGCGACCAGGUGGAGCUCGUGUGCCUCGUGCGCGGCCGCCCCGUGCCCGAGGUGGUGUGGACGCGCGACGGCCUCCCCAUCCCCAACACGGACAUGAUGGACACCAAGCUCCACCACCAGCAGCAGACUCAGCACCAACAGCAGGACCACAACUCCCACAUGGUGCACAGCCACUCGGCCCAUCGCCACACGCUCACCAUCAAACACGUCACUGAAAAGGACUUCGGGGCCUACAUGUGCAUCGCCAAGAACAGCCACGGACAGAAGGACGCAACCAUACAGAUGACAGGUCUCCCGAAGCCCCCCCACCUGACCAGCAGCCCCAACGGCGGCGAGAGCGACACCUACACCCUCACGUGGGAGACGGAGAGCUACUACCCCAUCACUGAGUUCCUCGUCAAGUACCGCAAGACACAGCUGGGGACGUGGCAGACCAACCACACGAUGGUGAUGGGCGGGUCGUGGCAGAGCAUCUCGGAGGCGGUCGACCCUGACGCAGAGCUCAACGAGGACACGCGGCACUCGAUGGCCUACACGCUCAAAGACCUGGAGGUGGCCACCGACUACGCCGCGCAGGUCCGCGUCAGAAACAAGUACGGCUGGUCCUCCGAGAGCGAGACUUUCACCUUCUCCACCAAAAAGGCCCUGGCGGUGCUGCAGUCGACAAGCACGGGCGGCGGGGCGAGAGGUCGGUCCGCCCUCGCCGCCGUCACCCUCCUGCUGGCUGCCCUCGCGGCGCUGAUGUAGGUUCGCCCUGAGGCCCGUCGCGCCAGAAGCCCCGUUGCACCACGCUUACAAAGGAACUUUCUGACUUACCCUGGCGCUCACACACUUACAUUGAAGCUGAUCAACUUGCAUUGGGUAUUACACACUUAAAUUGAAACUUUCACAAUUACAUUCCUAAACUUCUACUCUGGUAUACAGGCUUCUUUUUUAACAAUAGGUACGUGAGUCUCUGCAUACACUUUGUAUACACUUUCAGUGCUAAAAUGGACGCUUACAUUCACCUGUGUAAGUUUUGUGUAACUGCAUGUAGAAAUCCAGUAAGAUUAUAGGAGUUUACAAGUACAUUUUUGAAAUGACUGUAGGCUGUAACAUGUAGCAAAUACAUUAUACACAUUUUAUAAAGUUUAAAAAGAACAGAAAAAUACACAAGACAAAUUGAUAAUGGAAAAGAAAAGUUGAAGAAAGUUUCCCUCGUUCUUGAUAUGCGACCAGUCUCGCCGAUGUGCAGGUAUAUUUUAUAAGAUCCUGGGCAACUCCUGGAGACAAACAGACGAACGAAAAGAAAUAUCCGAAUAUUGACAUCGGAUUGACCAAAGAUCCUUUCGUGCCCUUCACUCUCAACUUUGGUCAUUCUUCAGGGCGCUAAUGGGUCUUUUCUCUUAAGUUUAAGAGAGGUCACGCACUGUGCCUUGUGCGCGGCCGUAACCUUCUAGUCAGAAACUUGUGCAUUUGCUACGUGUGUUCGGAUGCGCACGCUCCCACAAGAACGUUUCUCAAGAGGCCGCUGUAUGUCGA
Messenger RNA from Penaeus monodon (black tiger shrimp), 3248 nucleotides. Its product is annotated as protein amalgam-like. Gene Ontology annotation, cellular component: neuron projection. Gene Ontology annotation, molecular function: protein binding. Bases 921 to 2474 code for a protein of 517 amino acids. The record is from RefSeq and is a predicted model, not a curated record. Lineage: Eukaryota; Metazoa; Arthropoda; Malacostraca; Decapoda; Penaeidae. The transcript is spliced from 9 exons.